GUAUUGGGCCAGGCUGAUGAUUCCUAACCUGCUGAGCCCCUUUCCUCUCAUCCUUGUACCCAAACAGCCUCUCCUGAGCAGUGCCCGCAUCAGAUAGAGCUCUGGGGUCACCUGUGGAUAAGCCCAUCUUUUUGGCUUGGAAGGUCUGGCCAGUAGGCACAUGUGGGGAAGAGGUGACUUUGAAACUGAGGCUGGAGCUGUGUCCACCUCAGAGCCCACUCUGGCCAGAUAUGAGCCAGAGAGACUUGCCCUGGCUCAGAAUUCACUGGUCCCCAAGGUCAGGAAGACAGGGAGGAAGCCACCAAGCCCUGGCCUGGAGAAAGCAGAGGCAGCUGCUGGGGAAGAGUCCUGUGGUGCCUCCACUACCCCUACUGCCAGUGCCAGCCCGCCUGGCCCCACGCUGAAGGCCCACUUCCGCAGUCUGCUGGAGACCACCUGGUUCAGUGGGCUGGUCCUGCCCACCUGGGGCCGCAAGGCCUCAAGAUCAGACUGGCCCUCACCCCGCCCAGAGCUGCUGGACUGCCAGAGCCCUCACCGGUAG
Messenger RNA from Sapajus apella (tufted capuchin), 541 nucleotides. RefSeq lists its product as uncharacterized. The coding region runs from base 161 to 541 and encodes 126 amino acids. NCBI's taxonomy places the organism in Eukaryota, Metazoa, Chordata, Mammalia, Primates, Cebidae. The transcript is spliced from 2 exons. The record is from RefSeq and is a predicted model, not a curated record.